This is a messenger RNA of Engraulis encrasicolus (European anchovy), 646 nucleotides long. It is a transcript of the gene ndufs5, whose product is annotated as NADH:ubiquinone oxidoreductase subunit S5. Bases 105 to 425 code for a protein of 106 amino acids. The record is from RefSeq and is a predicted model, not a curated record. NCBI's taxonomy places the organism in Eukaryota, Metazoa, Chordata, Actinopteri, Clupeiformes, Engraulidae. Gene Ontology annotation, biological process: mitochondrial respiratory chain complex I assembly. The transcript is spliced from 3 exons.
AGAAAAUGUACGACUGUACUUUGCGACUCAUCGACAGAUUUCCGGUGUGCCGUAAAUUUUAGUGCGUCUUCAGAAGGUUAAGGUGACUCCGGAUUGUAGGCAUCAUGCCGUUCGUGGACAUUCAGGGGAAGUUGGGUAUCAACCUAGACAAAUGGAUGUUGGCCCAGAGCGGAGAGCAGCCUUACAAGCGUGCCACGCGCUGCCAUGCCUUCGAGAAGGAGUGGAUCGAGUGCUCGCACGGCAUCGGCCAGACCCGUGCCAAGAACGAGUGCAAACUAGAGUUCGAGGACUUCUACGAGUGUGUACAUCGUCAAAAAACGAGCAAGAGGCUCUAUGACAUCAGGCAGCAGCGGGACAAGCUGGUCAAGGAGGGCAAAUACACACCCCCUGCCCACCACGCUGGCCAGGACGACACAAGGCCGUGAGCACCACAGGAGAGGAGACGCACCACCAUACCAGACCAGACCAUACUGUACCAGCCAUCCAUAGAGUAGUGUGCCACGCGCCCACUUCCCAUCUCCUCUCCUCCACACUUCUCUAGGUCUCCUCUGGGACCUGUGUAACAUAAUUAAAUAAGUAUUGUGUUAAUAUUGCUUUGCUGUCCUGUUGAAAUAUGAAAAUAAAAACAUAUAUAUAUACAUUCUGA